GUGUGUAUGCUCGGGCUCAGAGUCGCAGCACAGGUCUCAGCCAGAGGAUCAUACGUUUACGCGUAAAAUCUAAAACGUAUAGGAUUUCCUGUUACCGACAGUAAGUCGAAUACCGCUCGUCGGACGCGGUCGACAGAUGGCGCCCGCGCUGUCGCUACCGGACGGCUGGCAAGUGACAGUCAGCCGGUCGUUUCCCGCGCGCGCCACGUCAGCUGAUCGGCGCUUCGGAGCAGUCGCGAGAUGUCAACUGCUGCACGCAGGUGGUGCUCGAUUCGGUAAUGGCGUAUGACGGCUGAGGAGCCACGGGUGCGAAACGCGCACGGAUGCUCGAGUUUUUCGCGUGUCCGCCAACAACAACGGGGUUGGUGAUCAAGUGCCCGUACGCGGCGCGUAACACGUGUGUGUGUGUGUGGUGUGUCGGUGUGUCGCGAUAAAAUGAGCGCGUCGAGUGGCGUGUUGCCGUCGUACCAGCGGCUCGCGAACGGCGUACCGGUGCCGUUGUUCUCGAGACGGUCCUUCCGUCCGCGCGAGAAGUAUCUGAUCCUCCUGGUGCUGAUGACGUUCGGUGUCGUGUGCUUCGGCGCGUUCUUCUACCUGCCGGAUUUUCGCACCGGCGGCGCCGCAGUCAACAGCGUCUACCGCGUGUACCAGAGCAUGCAGAAGGCUGGACCAGAGCUGCUGCUCCCGGUGCCACCGCGCGCCUCCGCCGACCUCAAGGACUCGCGCUCGUCCGCGUACGGCCAUCCGAACGCGGUGCCGCCGGGUCACGAGGGCAGCGAUCACCAGGACGUGCACCUCGUCGAGGACAAGCAGAAGUUGCAGGCGAAAAUUAACGAGGAGUAUCAACAACAAAAGACAUUAGAAAAACCGGACAUGGGUGAAUCGCGAGUGCGUACAAGUAGUUCCUCAUCGUUGAUAGUGCACAAGGAAGAAAUCGUUUUGGUGACAGUGCCACCAGCGCCUGCGGAUAAGCUGCCAUUAACAGUCGGCGGAGAGGAUAAGGACCCUAUCGCCAGGCAACGAAGGGACAAAGUGAAAGAGAUGAUGAAGCAUGGUUGGGACAAUUACGUGCGAUAUGCAUGGGGGAAAAAUGAAUUAAGACCAAUCUCAAAGAGAGGUCAUAGUGCAAGUAUCUUCGGGGCCUCAAAUAUGGGCGCAACUAUCGUCGAUGGACUUGACACUCUUUAUAUCAUGGGUCUCCACGAUGAAUUUAAACAAGGACGCGACUGGAUUGCUGAGAAUCUGGACUUCGAUAUCAACUCCGAAAUAUCGCUCUUUGAGACGAAUAUUCGUUUCAUGGGAAGCCUGCUUGCCUGUUACGCUCUCACGGGAGACGUAAUGUUCCGGGAUAAGGCGGCACAGCUCGGCGAACGGAUGCUGCCUGCCUUCCAGACGGAAACCGGAAUUCCUCAUUCCCUCAUCAACCUUCAUACCGGGGCCAGCAAGAAUUACGGUUGGGCGAGCAGCGGGUGCAGUAUUUUAUCCGAAAUCGGAACGAUGCAUCUUGAGUUUACCUACUUGAGCGAUAUAACGAAUAAUCCAGUGUUCAAGAGCAAAGUUGAGAAUGUAAGGAAGGUUCUGAAAAGUCUGGACAAACCAAAGGGUCUUUAUCCGAAUUAUAUCCAUCCAAGAACAGGAAAGUGGGGUCAACAUCAUAUGUCGCUCGGUGGACUCGGCGACAGUUUCUAUGAGUACCUACUGAAAGCUUGGAUUCAGUCGGGCAAGGAGGACGUCGAGGCACGUGAAAUGUACGACGACGCAAUAGCCGCUAUAACCGAGCACAUGAUCAAGACAUCCCCUGGCAAACUUGUAUACGUGUCGGAUUUAAAAUACGACAGGCUCGAGCAUAAAAUGGGUCACUUAGCUUGCUUCGCCGGCGGUAUGUUUGCUCUGGGCGCUAAAACUUUGGAAAACGAAUUGUCUGACAAAUACAUGAACAUCGCCGCUGGUUUGACUAACACAUGUCACGAAUCAUAUGACAGAAGCGCUACAAAACUCGGCCCUGAAGCUUUCCACUUUAUCGAAGGCAACGAGGCCAGGAGCUUAAAAAAUGGCGAAAAAUAUUAUAUUCUACGACCUGAGACUUUCGAAUCCUACUUCGUAAUGUGGCGGUUAACAAAGGAUCCAAAAUAUCGUGAAUGGGGUUGGGAGGCAGUUCAAGCAUUGGAAAAACAUUGUCGGGUUCCCGGAGGAUUUACGGGACUUAACAAUGUUUACCUGGUCGACUCGGCAAAAGACGACGUCCAACAAAGUUACUUCUUUGCUGAGACGUUGAAGUAUCUCUAUUUACUCUUCAGCGAUGACGAUCUCAUAAGUCUGGACGACUGGGUAUUCAACUCUGAGGCUCAUGUGCUUCCUAUCAAGGGCAAUCCUUUGUACCGCCCAGCUCCUUCUUUAUAAGCCAGACAAAUUUACAACAGAUUGAACUGACAAUUCUCGUUCGGCAGUGAUGGACAGAUAUAAAUAUAUAUAUAUAUAUAUAUAUAUAUAUAUAUAUAUAAAAUAUGGCGAUACAUAAUGGAUCAGAAUUAUAUAGUGGUAGAAGACUGAAGAAAUUCAUUUCAAAUUAAGAAAGUGUUUUCCUCGCCGAUUCUUUUUAUAUAAUUAUGUUUUACAUUAUGUGGAUUGAAAAAAAAUUUAUAUUACGAAAAAACAAGAAUACAACAAUUUUCUUUCAUUCAAUUAAUUUAAAAGUAUUAACUUUACGAUAAUAAAAAUGUUAUUUGUAAAAAUACUGUUACGCGAUCUAUUUUGAUUUUGAUCCAUUGUGUAACACGAUAAAAUCGCAAAUUAAUAAGAGAAGAAGAAUUAGUCUGCCCUUCUAGAACGAUACAUAAAAUACGAUAAAUUAAAAUAAUUAUUUUAAGUAAAUGAAAGAAAAAGUAUGUGAGAGAAAAAGAGAGAGAAAGAAAAAGCGCGAAGAGAAUGAGAGUGAGAAAAAGUAGAAUGAAAAUAUUAACGAACGUUAUUUAAGUCACACGUUUGUAAAUAGCAAAAAUAAAAGAAAGUGAGAAUGAGAGAACGAGCGAGAGAGCUAUGAAAAUAGAAAAAUAUAUUGCGAGAAUGUGAAUGCUUCGCCCAUUUCCUUUUCCAGCCGCAGCGCAAAGCGAUUUACAUUUACACUUAAACGUAUAUUUAUAAUGUUAACAUUUUUAGCAUUCUCUAAAAAUUACGACAGAUAGUGAUUCAGCUGCGUUUCUUUUCUUUUCGUUAAUACUUUUACUCUGAAAAAAUAUCAACUCUGCCAGAAACGCGAAGAAGCGUCAUUAAGACUGGAAAGUUUAUUACAUUAUAUAUUAUAUAUUAGAAAAAAACAUUAAAUUAAUAAAUAAAAUUGUUGAUAAUGUCUUUUUACAUACAGUGUCUCUGUUAAUAUUCUUUCACAUAUUAAAUUCUGAUGAUUUACAUUGUGUAUUCAGUGAAUUGUUGUUGUUAAUUAAUAAAACUAUGUAAAUUACUUUCACAUAUAGUCAAAUGAAGAUAAGUUUUAUGUCGACACCAAGAAUCGAUAUAAACUUGUUUUGUAAAACUUCGAAAAUGAAACUGUCAAUCAAUCAAAAAAAAAAAAAGAAAAAAGGUAAAUAACGAUAAAUCGUCGAACUACUAUUUAAAAAAAAAACGUCCCAUGUAACAUUUUGUAACACUAACAUUUAACGCGCGUCUCUUUCCUCGUUUUUUCGGUGCCUCUCAAAAAGAUUUUGACCAUCCAACAAUUUUUUUAUCCUCCAGUCCAAUUCUGUUCCUACCUACAGAAUUUUUUAACAAAGGAAAAGAGUAGAAAGUACACAAACCAAACUGUCAGUCUCACGAUUGCGGUGCGAGCGUGCGUGCUUUUUGUAUGGCGAGCUAAUCGAAAUAGAAUGAAAUGAAGAGGACACCCGGAGAGGGUGUAGACCGAAUGUACGAAUGCGGUCGUGCGUUUGCAACAACGGCGAUCAUCAUUGCAAGUCAGUCGAAUAUCGUAGUUGUAAAGCAGUUAACUAGCGGGCGAUUAAUUAGCAAAGUUUAUAAUGAGAGGUAGAGACGUGUAUAUAAAGAUUAUAAGAAAGUCAUAUUCUAUGCAAGGAGUGCGAGAUAUAGAAUGGGAUUUUAGAAAAAAAACACCAUAUAAUUGUAUAAAUAGCGCUUAUACCGAAUGUAAGAAUUGAUUCGUCCAAAUUGGAUUCUGCAAUAUCCAGCGAUAAACAAUUAGAGAAGCAGUAGCAUAUAUAUCUCUCAAAGACACGCAUUUUCGCAGUGUUCAGAGUCGGACUUAUAAUUGUAAUUAAGUCCUUUCAGUAACAACAACCGUGACCAUUUAUAUCGCAAAGAGACUCUGAUUUUUUACGGGUCCAUCUCGUGAAUGAGCUUUUGUAAAACACUCUCCUCCAAUAAAUUUGACCUCGAUGGUAUCUCUUAUUGAAUUUUCAAACAAUCAAUUAACAUCGCACUCGAUGAUGAGAUAAAAACGGCCGGAAAGUUACUUAAUAUAUACAUAGUACAGAGUUAUUGCGCUACAUUUUUCCGGUAAGAUGAGGUUUCAAAGGCGAGAUUUUGAAACAUCAUCUUCAAGCGCGAAAUAGAAAAUACACGUGCACAACACACACACAUACACACACACACACACACACACACACACACACACACACACAGGUAGACUAAAUAAGAAGAUUUAUAUUAUGAGAUAUACAUGCACGCGCACAAAUGCGCGCAUGAACAUUCACUCUUAUGUAUCUGAAUGAAGCAAAACGAUUAGCUGCGCGAUUAUAUUGAUUUUUAAAGCGUAACAACCAAUUAUAAUCGACCAUUUGGUCGUUUUCAUUUUACGUCACAUCUUCCAAGAGAUCCAAGAGAUUCUAUCAUGAUACUUCUUAAAUGUCAAUACAAUUUUAAAAAGCAUCUAUGUUAAGAGACUCUAGAGAAGAGUUAUACCAAACUGGUUAACAUUAAUCGUUGAUAAAUAGGCCUUUGUUUUCCAAUUGUAUCGUAAUUAAGAAUAUAAUAUAAAAAGGGAUAAAAUUUGAAAUUAAAUAAUAUUACAUUUAAAAUAAUGUUCUUUGUAUAUAUUCUGUACUUAGACUAUUAUUUUCUAUAUUCUGACUAUUAUAAACGAAUUACGAUUAGUUAACCAUCGGUAUAACUCAUUCAAGAUAAUUCAUAAAACGAUGUACAAUAUCUCAUUCAAGAAGGGUGAAUUCAAUUUUGUAAUACUUGAUUCAUUUGAUAUUACAGAUAAUUGUUUGUUAUUAAUAAUUAAACUUAUCUGUUUUCUUAUAAAUAAUAUUAUGGAUUAUUAAAAAUAAUCAGAUUUUAUGGUGAAUUUUUAUAGUAUCGAUAAUUACUUGUGAUAAAGUAUACCGUGCAUGUUAAUGGCGAUAGUGACUAUCAUCUCGAUACGCGUUUCAAUACCCUACAAUUUUUUAAAUCACCAUGAAAUCUCUCAAAUCUCCGGUCUCUAUUGGUAACACACACACAAAUACAGUAAGCCCCAGGUGAUGUGUAUGUAAAAAUAGUGAUAACGACAUCGAGAAUAACGGCGAGAAUGGCAGUGUCCGGCGACGAUGAUAGUAAUAAUGAUAGCCUAUACAUACAUUUGUGAAUAGAUAUUUAAUAAUUUAUUGUUAACUAGAGUAUUUUACUUGGAAUACUUCACUGAACGGGGUUUUGGGUACAAUAAUCUUUUCUUAUGGCAAUGAUGGCGCUUACAGUUUGUUUAUUUGAGUGAUAACGAGAGAAAGGAAAGAGAACAAAAAUUAAAUCUUAUGAUUAGCUUUACUCGCCUGAUCUUUGUACGAUGAGCCGAGGAUUACGCGCCACAAGAGAAAUAUAUAUAUUAAAGAAGAAAACAAAUAUGUCAUAUAAAAAAAUUUUGUCAGAUGCAAACUAUACUUGUAAAUAUAAUAUACAAUCUAGUGAUAACGGGGUUUUACUUUUAACAGCUUUACGUAAUUAUUACUUUGUCAUGAUCAGUGAAAUAAAUAAAUAUUGAUAAUACGUUA
This is a messenger RNA of Monomorium pharaonis (pharaoh ant), 5978 nucleotides long. RefSeq names its product mannosyl-oligosaccharide 1,2-alpha-mannosidase IA (gene alpha-Man-Ia). Gene Ontology annotation, biological process: N-glycan processing; carbohydrate metabolic process. The coding region runs from base 436 to 2400 and encodes 654 amino acids. Gene Ontology annotation, cellular component: endoplasmic reticulum; Golgi membrane. Lineage: Eukaryota; Metazoa; Arthropoda; Insecta; Hymenoptera; Formicidae. The transcript is spliced from 10 exons. Gene Ontology annotation, molecular function: calcium ion binding; mannosyl-oligosaccharide 1,2-alpha-mannosidase activity. The record is from RefSeq and is a predicted model, not a curated record.